AUGUUGCAGAGUUUGCUAUUGGUUGUUUUAGAGCUGACCAAACGAGAUGUUGCAGGGUUUGCUAUUGAGCUAACCAAGCGAGAUGUUGCAGGGUUUGCUAUUGGUUUUUCAGAGCUGACCAAGAGAGAUGUUGAAGUGUUUGCUAUUGGUUGUUUCAGAGAUGACCAAGGGAGAUGUUGCAUGGUUUGCUAUAUGGUUGUUUCAGAGCUAACCAAGCGGAAUGUUGCAGAGCUGACCAAGCUAGAUGUUGCAGGAUUUGCUAUUGGUUGUUUCAGAGCUGACCAAGCAAGUUGUUGCAGGGUUUGCUAUUGGUUGUUUCCAGAGCUGACCAAGCGAGAUGUUGCAGGGGUAACCAAGCAAAAUGUUGCAGGGUUUGCUAUGGUUGAUUCAGAGCUGACCAACAAGAUGUUGCAGGGUUUGCUAUUGGUUGUUUCAGAGCUGACCAAGAGAGAUGUUGCAGGGUUUGCUAUUGGUGGACUCAGUGGUGGGGAGGAGAAGACGCAGUUCUGGAGAAUGGUGGACGUCUCUACUGACCACCUGCCCAGAGAGAAGCCUCGAUAUCUCAUGGGAGUCGGGUAUGACUGUGUGUACCCCACUAGGACUGCUAGGUUUGGUAAUGCGCUAGUACCAGAAGGGAGUCUGGCCUUGAAGAACAAGAGUUUUGCUGAUGACUACCAACCAAUAGACGCACACUGCACAUGUUCUACAUGCCGCAACUACACUAGGGCCUACCUGCAUACCGUGGCUACAAAUGAGGCUGUGGCCAGCUCUCUCAUUACAGUGCACAAUGUGGCUUAUCAGUUGGAUCUCAUGCGAAGUAUACAGCUAAGUAUCAAAGAGGACAGAUUCCCUGCUUUUGUCCAGAAAUUCUUCUCUAUACGACACCCAGAUGGACACUACCCAGAAUGGGUCAUCCAGGCACUGGACAAAGUGAAUAUCACACUACUGCACAACAGUGACUCGCAGUCGAACAAACUGGACAUUGCGGGGAGUGACCAUAUAGGACAAGAUGGUAUCAAAGUGUGACACUGGGAGAUUUAUAAACACUUUAUUGGAAACUUAUGUAUAGUUGUAUAAAAUUCAGUGUUAUAUACAAAAUAAUGUUAUUUUAUUCUAUAAAAAAAAAUAAUUGCAACCUG
Molecule: messenger RNA, 1139 nt
Organism: Dreissena polymorpha
Lineage: Eukaryota; Metazoa; Mollusca; Bivalvia; Myida; Dreissenidae
Product: queuine tRNA-ribosyltransferase catalytic subunit 1-like
Exons: 7
Coding region: 1-1026 (341 amino acids)
Cellular component (GO): cytosol
Molecular function (GO): tRNA-guanosine(34) queuine transglycosylase activity
Source: RefSeq, a predicted model, not a curated record